Molecule: messenger RNA, 2637 nt
Organism: Microthlaspi erraticum
Lineage: Eukaryota; Viridiplantae; Streptophyta; Magnoliopsida; Brassicales; Brassicaceae
Source: the annotation of a GenBank genome assembly
AUGACCUUGUUAGUGGGCGGUUUUGAGUCCCACGUUUUAUUCGACUCUGGAGCAUCGAAUUGCUUCAUUACACCGGAGCGUGCCGAGAAGAGUGGCAUCCGGAGUAGCGCGGGCGAGAGCGCGGGCAUGGUCAAGGUGGCGGGAGGUGGAUUCUUGUCUACUUUGGGCCGUGCUAGAGGAGUCGAGAUCGAGAUUGCGGGGCAGUCAAUGCCAGCAGACUUAGUCAUCAGUCCGGUGGAGCUGUAUGACGUUAUUCUCGGGAUGGACUGGUUGUCACACUACAGAGUUCAUCUGGAUUGCUACAGAGGUAGAGUGGUCUUCGAGCGAGAUGCAGGGAGGUUGGUUUAUCAGGGAGUGAGACCGACUUCCGGGAGUAUUGUGAUAUCUGCUAUUCAGGCCGAGCAGUUGUUAGAGCGGGGCUGUGAGGCGUAUCUGGCGACGAUUUCUAUGUCUGAGUCAGGAGCUGGAGUUGUUAUGGGAGAUAUUGAGGUUGUCCAGGAUUUUGAGGAUGUCUUUCAGUCACUGAAGGGAUUACCACCAUCUCGGUCUGAUCCUUUCACGAUUGAGUUAGAGCCGGGGACAGCACCGAUAUCGAAGACGCCUUACAGGAUGGCGCCAGCUGAGUUGGCAGAGCUGAAGAAGCAGAUAGAGGACCUUUUGUCUAAGGGGUUCAUUCGACCGAGUGUUUCACCGUGGGGAGCACCGGUGUUGUUUGUGAAGAAGAAGGAUGGAGUUUCAGACUUUGUAUCGAUUACAGAGAUUGACUUGGCAUCGGGGUAUCAUCAGAUCCCGAUAGAUGAGGCAGAUGUCAGGAAGACUGCUUUCAGGACGCGUUAUGGGCAUUUUGAGUUUGUGGUUAUGCCUUUCGGUUUGACUAACGCGCCGGCAGCCUUCAUGAGAUUGAUGAACGACGUGUUCAGGGAGUAUUUGGACGUGUUUGUCAUCAUUUUCAUUGAUGAUAUUCUGGUAUACUCGAGGAGUCAGGAGGAGCAUGCGACUCACUUGAGGUUGGUUCUGGAGAAGCUUCGGGAGCAGAAGCUUUUUGCUAAGUUGAGCAAGUGCAGUUUCUGGCAGCGAGAGAUGGGAUUUCUUGGCCACAUUGUUUCUGCAGAGGGAGUUUCUGUGGAUCCGGCUAAGAUUGAGGCUAUCAGAGAUUGGCCUAGACCUAGUAGUGCCACCGAGAUCAGGAGUUUUCUGGGUUUGGCAGGAUACUACAGGAGGUUCGUCAAGGGGUUUGCUACCAUGGCGCAGCCGAUGACGAAGUUGACCGGGAAGGAUGUCCCUUUUAUUUGGUCAGCUGAGUGUGAGGAGAGCUUUAGUCAGCUCAAGGAGAUGUUGACUACUACACCAGUGUUGGCGUUACCCGAGCCAGGGAAGCCUUACAUGGUGUAUACAGAUGCUUCAGGCAUUGGUCUUGGUUGUGUGCUGAUGCAGGAGGGCAGAGUGAUAGCAUAUGCUUCGAGACAGUGGCAGGGCAGUGAGCGUAACCGUCCUACACAUGACUUAGAGUUGGGAGCAGUGAUCUUCGCGUUGAAGAUUUGGAGGUCUUACUUGCUAGGUGAGACAGUACAGGUCUUCACGGAUCACAAGAGUUUGCAGCAUAUCUUCACUCAGCCGAUGAUGAACGCGAGACAGACGCGCUGGGUUGAGUUCUUGGCGGACUAUCAGGUGAGCAUUAACUACCAUCCGGGCAAGGCUAACCUAGUGGCGGACGCGUUGAGUAGACGGAGGUAUGAUUCCGCAGUUGAGCGAGAUGUGGAGUCUCUAGUUGGCGAGAUCAGUACCUUGCGUUUGUGUGCCAUUUCGCAGGAGCCUUUGGGUUUAGAGGCAGUGGAUCAGGCGGAUCUACUUAGCAGGAUCAGAGUUGCUCAGCAGAGUGAUCAGAGUUUGCUGGAUGCGACGAGAGUGACUGGUUCUGAGUAUGAGGUCUCUGCGAAUGGGACUAUCUUGGUUCGUGGGCGAGUUUGUGUGCCUAAGGAUGUGGAGUUGAGACAUCAGAUUUUGGGAGAGGCUCACGCGAGCAAGUUUUCCAUUCAUCCGGGAGCGACCAAGAUGUACCAUGACCUCAAGAGGUACUAUCAUUGGGUCGGGAUGAAGAGGGAUGUAGCAGACUGGGUUGCGAAGUGCAACACUUGUGCCUUGGUGAAGGCAGAGCAUCAGGUUCCGGGUGGUCUUUUGCAGAGUUUACCCAUUCCAGAGUGGAAGUGGGACAGGAUUACGAUGGAUUUCGUGGUUGGACUACCUGUUUCGAGGACUUUCGAUGCUAUCUGGGUGAUUGUGGAUCGGUUGACUAAGUCUGCACAUUUCUUGGCCAUCAAGAAGACAGAUGGAGCUGCUGUCUUGGCUAGGAAGUUUGUGCGAGAGAUUGUGAGGCUGCAUGGAGUGCCAGCUAGUAUUGUGUCAGACCGUGAUCCCAGAUUCACUUCAGAGUUUUGGAGGGCGUUUCAGGCAGAGAUGGGCACUAAGGUGCAUCUGAGUACAGCUUAUCAUCCGCAGACAGAUGGUCAGUCAGAGAGGACUAUUCAGACUUUGGAGGAUUUGCUGAGGAUGUGUGUGUUGGAUUGGGGUGGCCAUUGGGCAGAUCACCUGAGCAUACAACAACAGCUUUCAGGCGAGUAUUGGCAUGGCUCCAUUUGA